GUUGAUCCUUAUGUCAAUACGAAGUGACAACCUAACCGUCAACAUGUUCAAGUCCUUCUUGGUGCUGUUCGUCGCUGUGCUGCUGAUUAGCGGUAGCCAUCAGGCACCGCAGUCGUCAUCUUCAGGUACCAGUACUGGUGGAAAUGCAGGAGGAGGAGCCCAGGCCGGCGCAGGAUUCAGCUUUGGCGCCGGGGUAGGAGGCAACGCCGGAGCGGGCGCGGGUGCGGGCGGCUCGGGCUGAUUUUGAUAACUAUAUGGAACAAGAGAUAUUCCUAAAAUAUCUACAUAAUUCUACAUCACUCGAAAUACUUAUUAAUAAGCACUCUUCAGCAUCGGUGUGAUUGUACAAUUAAACUUAACAAUAUA
Molecule: messenger RNA, 366 nt
Organism: Cydia pomonella (codling moth)
Lineage: Eukaryota; Metazoa; Arthropoda; Insecta; Lepidoptera; Tortricidae
Product: glycine-rich protein 1-like
Exons: 5
Coding region: 11-241 (76 amino acids)
Source: RefSeq, a predicted model, not a curated record